GCACCCAACAGAACAAACUUUAACCUGAAAUCACCCAACGAAAAUAAACCUAACCUUAACCUGAAAAAGGCAAAUUUAAUUAAAACAGAUAAGAAAACAUCUGAUGGAAAAAACCAAUAUUUCCAAUACUAG
Messenger RNA from Dentiscutata erythropus, 132 nucleotides. NCBI's taxonomy places the organism in Eukaryota, Fungi, Glomeromycota, Glomeromycetes, Diversisporales, Gigasporaceae. The record is from the annotation of a GenBank genome assembly.